AUGGAGGCUUUCCCCUGGGCGCCCCGCUCGCCCAGCCGCGGCCGCGCCCCCCCGCCCAUGGCGCUCGUGCCCAGCGCCCGCUACGUGAGCGCCCAGGGCCCGGCGCACCCGCAGCCCUUCAGCUCGUGGAACGACUACCUGGGGCUCGCCACGCUCAUCACCAAGGCGGUGGACGGCGAGCCACGCUUCGGCGGCGAGGGCGGCGGCGGCGGCGGCGGCGGCGGCGGCGCCUCCGCCUCCCCGCCCUCGUCGUCCUCCUCGUCCUGCUGCUCCCCGCACGCGGGGGCGGGGGCCGGGCCCGGGGCGCUGGGGCCGGCGCUGGGGCCGCCCGACGACGACGACGACAGCGACGGCGACGAGCCGGGGUCCCGGGGCCGCUACCUGGGCGGCGCGCUGGAGCUGCGCGCGCUGGAGCUGUGCGCGGGCCCCGCCGAGGCCGGGCUGCUGGAGGAGCGCUUCGCCGAGCUGAGCCCGUUCGCGGGUCGCGCGGCCGCCGUGCUCCUGGGCUGCGCGCCCGCCGCCGCCGCCGCCGCCGCCGCCGCAUCCGCCGAGGUGGCGCCGCGCGAGGAGCGGGCCCCGGCCUGGGCGGCCGAGCCGCGGCUGCACGUCGCCUCCGGGGCGGCCGCCGCCCGACUGCUCAAGCCCGAGCUGCAGGUGUGCGUGUUCUGCCGGAACAACAAGGAGGCGGUGGCGCUCUACACCACGCACAUCCUCAAGGGCCCCGACGGGCGGGUGCUGUGCCCGGUGCUGCGCCGCUACACGUGCCCCCUGUGCGGCGCCAGCGGCGACAACGCGCACACCAUCAAGUACUGCCCGCUCUCCAAGCCGCCGCCGCCGCCGCCGCCGCCGCCGCGCCCCGCCAGGGACUGCCCGCCCGGGAAGAAGCUGCGCUGA
This is a messenger RNA of Canis lupus familiaris (dog), 894 nucleotides long. It is a transcript of the gene NANOS1, whose product is annotated as nanos C2HC-type zinc finger 1. Lineage: Eukaryota; Metazoa; Chordata; Mammalia; Carnivora; Canidae. Gene Ontology annotation, biological process: negative regulation of translation; oogenesis. The record is from RefSeq and is a predicted model, not a curated record. Bases 1 to 894 code for a protein of 297 amino acids. Gene Ontology annotation, cellular component: perinuclear region of cytoplasm. Gene Ontology annotation, molecular function: zinc ion binding; mRNA binding. The transcript has a single exon.